AUAUGACUAUUUUGUAUUUGUUAUGAAUAUGGAAUGUACCGGUAUCCUGAAUUCUUAGGAAACCGGACAGUAUUCAGGCUGGUAUGGACGUCCUGAGUCUGGAGCACGAGGUGGGCGCCUGGGACUCCGUGCUCCUCGAUCCUCUGACCGAAGACAGCUUCAUCGCCAACCUGCACAUGCGCUACAAGCGGGACCACAUAUACACGUACAUCGGGAACGUGCUGGUGUCGGUGAACCCGUACAAGAAGCUGGCGCUCUACUCUCCAGACGUGGCCAGGGCGUACCUCUGCCACGGACCCCACCAGCUGCCGCCGCACGUGUACGCGUCUGCGGCGUGCGCCUACCGUUUCCUGCGGGAUCGCCACGAGGACCAGUGCGUGGUGGUGUCGGGCGAGAGCGGCGCGGGCAAGACGGAGGCGGCGCGCCUCGUGCUGGCCUUCUUGUGCGUGCCCUUCCACCAGCCGCCCUCCGCGGCGGCCAUCAGGGAGAGGCUCGUCCAGUCGGCGCCGCUGCUCGAAGCAUUUGGGAAUGCUAAAACAUAUAGGAAUGAUAACUCUUCGAGAUUCGGUAAAUAUCUUGACAUAGAGUUUGACUACAAAGGUGAUCCUCUUGGAGGGACCAUUACAAACUACCUCUUGGAAAAGUCGCGCGUCACGAGUCAUGCUCCUGGAGAGCGAAACUUCCAUAUUUUCUAUCAGCUACUUACAGGAGCUGACAUUCACCUGCUCAAACAGCUGAAGCUGCAACGCAACCUGGAUAAUUACAGCUUCUUACGCAACAGCAACAAUCGCUGCCACGGUCCUGACAGUAUAGACGAUCGACACGAUUUCCAAGUCACGAGGAGAGCUAUGGAUACGCUUGGGUUCAUGCAGGACGAGGUGAUGAGUGUCUUCAAGAUUGUUGCUUCCGUACUGAAGUUAGGCAACAUCACUUUUGUGCCAACGAAUAAUAUCGAUGGCACAGAAGGCUGUACUGUAAACAAUGAUUACGAGCUGUUUGAAGUGUGUCAGCUGCUGGGGACGGACAUGGCCAGCCUGACCGCAGGCCUCACACAACGCACAGUGGCAGUGUGUGUGUCGUCCAAAUGCUGCUCACCAGUGCCACGAUCUGUUGCGUCAGGCCUCAACACGCCCUCCCGCAGUGUCGCCAGAGAACUGUACGAUGUAUGCGAACUGCUCGGAACGGAGCAGGGCGCACUGCAGACAGCCCUCACAUCACGGACACUGCUGCCGGGGACGGUUUCCGGCACAGACGACGGUGAGGAGCCCGUCACGGCAGAGCUCAGUGCCGGCGAAGCGACACAUGCCCGGGACGCACUCUGCAAGGCACUCUACAGCCGCCUCUUCACGUGGCUCGUUACCAGGAUCAAUGACAGCACAAAGGUGAAAAGAUACGGACGGAGAAAAGUUCUCGGUAUCCUCGAUGUGUACGGAUUUGAAGUUUUUGACAAAAAUGGGUUCGAGCAGCUGAUCAUCAACUUCUGCAAUGAGAAACUGCACCAAGUGGUUGUAGAGAUGGCGUUACGGGAAGAGCAGGAGGAGUAUGUCCGGGAAGGACUCGAGUGGACACACAUUGACUUCUUCAACAAUUCCGCCAUCUGCAGCCUCAUAGAGAAGAACAGCCACGGGCUACUAUCCCUGUUAGACGAAGAGGGCCUGCGGACGGACGAGCAGUUCCUCAGCCGUCUAUCUCAGGGGCCAGCGGGACAACGACCCGAACUCCUGGCCACGGCUUCCAACUCCGGCAACAAUCUGCCACCAAACUGCUUCAGGCUGAAGCACUUUGCUGGCACCGUAACGUACAAUGUAACAGGUUUUGUGGAAAAGAAUAAUGAUAUUCUUCCACGGGACUUGUCGCAGUCCAUGUAUCGCUGUGAACAUCCGCUGUUGAAGACCUUGUUUCCUGAAGGAAAUCCAAAGAGGUCGACACUGAAGAGGCCGGCAAGUACAGGAGCACAAUUCAAAAUCUCACUGAGUGCCUUGGUGCGGUCCGUGACGAGCAAAACACCGCACUACGUCCGCUGUGUCAAGCCCAACGAGCUGAAGCAGCCUCGCAUCUUCGAGAUGGCCCUGGUGGCGCACCAGGUCAGGUACCUAGGGCUUGUGGAAACGGUGCGAGUGCGGCGAGCGGGUUUCUGCCACCGGCAGACGUACUCUUCGUUCCUGAGCCGCUACCACAUGCUAUCUCCCCACACCUGGCCACACUGGGCGGGGACCCCCGUGGAGGGCGUCAGCUACCUCGUGCGCGAUCUGCCCAUUCCGAGUGGAGAGUUUGCUUUCGGACGAACUAAGAUCUUUGUUCGUAGUCCUCGAUCGAUAUACGAACUGGAAGAGUUUCGACGUGUUCGUUUGGAGGACUUGGCAGUACUCAUCCAGAAAGUUUGGCGUGGUUAUCGUGAUCGGCAGUUGUUCCUCUUAAAGCGUCGGAGCCAAAUCAUCAUUGCCUCUGCUUGGAGGAGUUGGAGGGCGAGAGAAGAAUAUCGCAUUUUGAAAAGGCGGAAGCAGAUCGAGUGGGCAGUCUCUGUUAUACAAAGGCACUAUGUCUGUUGGAAGAGAAGACAAUUUCUGCUUCGCCUUUCUCGUCUUCUUCCUCCUGAAAGCGAAUCUCCUACCUACCGAGACUGGCCUCCCUGCCCACGCCGCCUUGCCGACACGUCUCUGUUGCUCCGAAGGUUGCACCACAAGUGGAGGUGUCACAAGUACCGCCUUAAAUUCGAUCAAACAGCUCGGAAUCGUAUGAGGGAAAAAGUAACAGCCAGCAUCAUCUUCAAAGAACGGAAAGCAUCGUAUCCCCGCAGUGUUUCCCAUCCUUUCCUGGGUGAUUAUGUGCGUCUGAGGCAAAAUGUGCAGUGGAAGAAGACAUGUGUGGAAACGAAUGAUCAGUAUGUUGUCUUUGCUGACAUUAUCAACAAGAUAACCCGAUCUAGUGGGAAGUUUGUGCCAAUCCUGUUUGUGCUGUCGACGAGCUCAAUGCUGAUUCUAGACCAGCGGACACUACAGAUUAAGUACCGAGUGCCUGCCGCUGAGAUCUACCGGCUGUCCCUGAGUCCCUACAUUGACGAUGUGGCAGUCUUCCAUGUGCGAGCGUUGAGCCCCAGUUCUGAUGCGAGCCACCAGAACAUCCCGGGAUGCCUGUUUCAGAGUGACCUCGGGAAGAAGAAAGGCGACUUCAUCUUCCAGACAGGCCAUGUCAUCGAAAUUGUGACAAAGCUAUUCCUCGUCAUCCAGAAUGCUGUCGGAAAACCCCCUGAGGUCAACAUCAGUACUGAGUUUGAAGCAAACUUUGGCCAGCAGACUGUAUUAUUCACCUUCAAGUGCCUGGGGAUGCCCGAGGUCCCCCCGGGACAGAUCAGAAUAGUGCGCAAAGCCAACAAGAUGGAGGUGCUGCUCUGAGCUGCAGUGUGAAGAAGCUGAACUGUGAUUGCUGACUGGGCCUGUGAACUUAUGCUCUGACCUGCUGUGAUGUCUAGGAUCUCACACCACGAGGAUUUGUCAGUAUUGUGAGUUGUUAUGCUCAUUGUAGUCGGGAAUAGUCUGAAGAGUUGAGAGUGAGACUUGGUGUCAGUAAGUGUCACACAGUGGUCUGUUUGUGUUCCCCAAUGGUAUUUAUGGGUCUAACAAGAAGAAAACUGUUUUUAAUUUUUUUGAGUCCUUUUUCAGUUUAAAUACUUUCAGAAGGCUAUAUAUAAAGUUAUAGUCUAUCAGCAGAAAAGCUGGAUCCAUCUGAAGGAAUUGCAAAAGGAUUGCUUUGAGAAUGAGCUGGCAUUGGGGGGCCAAUACAAUUUAAGGAAAAGAGUUAAGGAGAAAUGUGAAAGGCAAUAACACAGUAUUACUUUCCUUGGCAAUAAAGUGGACAUUGUCGAGUAGAAAGUUAUUCCCUCUAGUCAGUUGGGCCUUGCAAUCUAUCAGCAUUAUUGCUAGUAUGAUCUUAGAACUGAAAUGUUCAUGCAGGUGUGAUGCUGUUAUGGCAUAAAUUUUGGCACUUCAGGAAUUUGUGACUUGAGAUUGCGUGCAUGUAAACUGACGAACUAUGCAGAAGAGGCCACAAACUUUAACUUUUCUGGGUUUUUCAGGAAAAAGCCAUCUUUCAGUGCAAAUAAGGUCUUUGAAUAUGGUGUUCUAGUAAAUUAGUAUGACCUAUAGUUAUGUUCUCAGGUUGUUCACCAUAGAUUGUUGUGCAUCCAGAGGUAUUUAGUUUCAGCUGGUGAAGUCAUUCAACAUCAAUAAUAUGCUCAAGUAAACUUAACCAUACCUAUGAUCAUUUCUUUCUUUAACACACUUUGUUCACUUUCCUGAUAUUUGACUGUGCAAGACACAGUAGUCUCACUUUAAUUUUAAUUCUGUAUUGCCGUUCUCACAUUGACUUAAAUGACUGUCUUUACAUUUUCACUUUUCUGUAAAAUAAAGCCUAUUCUGAUGUAGGCAGUGAAAUGCCCAAGUGAAAUGAAAUCAAAUAAAUGUUGGAUUGAUAACAACUUUAUCUCUGAAAUAUGGACUCAACAGCAGUAAAGAAAAAGUCUAAAAUUUCAUUAAAAUUAAGCAGUGGUAUUUUAUCUUUCUUAUAAUCUUUCUUGGAUGUCAUUUACUUUUUGUAUGUUAUUUCCAUCAAUUACUUUUCAUGUAAUGUUUGGUAUUAUCUGCAGAGUACUGCAUUUUUUCACAUAGCACUGCUUUAUACCGUUCAUUGUUAUGCUACAGGUUUUUAUCAUCUUUUUAUAUUUUUGAAAAUAUUUCUUCCUUUCCUAGCCUCAGUUUUUAUUUUCUUGUCUAUCUUCUUAUGUCCCACUAGCAAAAUUCCUCUUGUUCCUGUAAAUUAUUAUCUUUUGCAUUCUACCCUACCUCAUUUUAAGAUUUUGUUCUCUUAUCUAUUCACAGCAGUGUUUGCACACAAUUUUUACAAUUUGUAUAACAGUUAGACAUCUUUAGUGCCCAUCUCAUUAGUCACUAUUAUGGAUUUGGCUUUGUUACCUGUAAUUCAGCGAAAGGUAUUCAGUUCUGUUAAAAUUAUAUUGGCAGAAUUAUUCAGAUGGUUUGUGGGAUUUAGAUAUAAGCCUACUGUUAAAAACUGAGGACUUCUCUACGGUAAAGCAGAAGUCAGAUGUAUGAUAAGGAUUGUAUAGAAAUCCAGGUCAUCAAAGCUUUAGAUUUGUUUCUAUAGAAUGAGUGACCUGAAGUAGUUAAACUUUUCAUCAGUCUUUUGAUGUUUCAUGACAAUGUAUUUGUGCUGUUCACAGAAUUUUAUUACUACCUCAGAUAGAUGUCAGCUUUUAUAAUUUUUAGUCACAGCAGUUCAAGUUCAUCUACCACCCACUGUGUGAUACUAACCAAGGUUCCUUUCAUCUGGUCUCAAAAUAGAAAUUCCCAGUAACAAUAGUCUUUAUUGUUGUUAUGUUAGUAGUACUAUUGUAUGAGGAAGAGGACAUCAGAAAGAAAUUUACCCAAAUCCUCGUUUCUGGGAGGACAGGCAGAGAUAAGCAUAAGAGAUAAGUCCAGAUUCAGUGACAGAAGAAGAGGAGAAAAAAAAAGGAAAUUUUAUGAGCAGUGUUGUUUUUCAGAGACUUCUCACGGAUGACAUUGUUAAGUAAAAUACAUUGUUACAGAGUGUUUGAUGUUGAAUGGCAUAAUAAAUAUAUAGGUAUGAAUAGAUUAUAUUGUGUUAAUAGUGAAGAUCAAAUAUACUCAUUUCUUCUGUGGCCGUGUUUCUACUGUGGACCGCUUGUGAGCCACAAGGAGCAUGGCCGAGAGGAAAAUUCCAAUUUUGUGAUAGGGGGUCAGUUCUAGUGACCCUGGCAGAUGCCACCACCACAGUACCGUUUACACUGGCACCUGUACUUUGCUGAAUUUUUUUUUAUUGGUAGACCAUGUCCUUUGCACAUUGUAUUUUAUCAUGUUUAAACAGAGAAUAUGGCAGUGACUGGUGUAUUUAGAUGUGUCACAGAUGCAAACUAUCGGAGUACAUGUGAUUUCCCCUAAUCAAAACAAAGAAAUAAAUUUAUUUUCAAGCUAGAUCAUGGCAGUAUUGUACAAGCUAUUUCAUUGUAUGAUAGGUAUGUUUCUUUUGUAAAAGUAUCACUCACUUAUCUUAAGUGGUUCACAUUUGAAGGCCUUAUGGUAGAUCAUGUAGUGUUGUUCCCUGCUUCUUGUUAUGUUACAGUUUUUAGAUUUACAUCUGUUUCAUAAUUGAUACAUGGAGUUUGUGAUAUCUAAUGAGGUGCAGACAUACUGUGCUUUUCAUACUUUGUGUUUGUAUUGGACUGGGCAUGAAUAUUUCUAACUCAUACAGUAUGUUUCACUGGUGUGAGUCACUGUUAUAAACACUUAUUUCCAGUGCCGAAUUUUGUUGAAAUUAACUGAUUACAUCACUUCAUUUAGAGCUUUGAAAUAUCCUUCUUGCUCAAAAACUGUGCAUUUGAAUUUUCUCAUACAUGGACAUCAGACAGCUAGUCAGCAUGAAAUAAAAAGAGCUCUAAACUGUCAGGAAAACCAUAAUUUUUCCAAAUUGUUCUUGACUAACUUCUUAUCUAUACUGCCAAAGUAUUUAAUCAAAUAUGUCAUUGCCACUGUGAUGCAAUCAAGCCAGCAGUGUAAAUGUACUGAAUCUCAUACUUUAUAUGUUACAUUGUCUAAUACAUUUUAUGAGAGAAGAGUUAAUGUAAUUUCCUAAAUCAUUUCUUACCUUUCUUGCAAAGAAAAUCAUCAGCACUGCCUCUGGUUAUUCAGCAGACAUUGCAGUGAUAAUGUUCUGUUUUGGUUUUGGUUGUAUUUUUAUUAAUCUCUAUAAAACUGAAGAAGAAAUAAUUUUGUCAAACAUAUUUGCAAAAUAUAUUAUGUAAAUAAAACAGAAAGAAACUUCCACAUGGGAAAAAGUAUUCAAAAAUGUGCAGAGGGCAUCAGUUAAUGUGUCUACAUAGAAAUUGUAUCUGGUCAUCAGAGCUGAUGUCACAUUUUAUUUUGUUAAAUUUUGUAAGUGUUUCCCCAUGUGCCACUGCUUCUAAAAGAAAUUAUGUUUGGACCAAAAAGCAUUUGUCUCUUUCAACAAGUUGCUGAUUUAAUUCAUGGCAUAAGUGCUACAGUUUUCUAUGUAGGAAACAAAGUGGGUUCAUUAUCAAAGGUAUUACAGCUGUAAUUGUUUCCAUGUCUGAAUGCUUUUCAUGUAACCCAACAGAACAUGAUUUUCUGUUUGACAGGGAUAUAAAUCUGUCAAAAUUUUAUCAGAAUCAGAAUGAGGUACUGGAAUUAUACUCUAUAGUUUGCAUAAUUUUUUUUCAGACUGACACAAAUUGAAAUAACAGUGAAUAAAUGUCAGUCCAUAAAUUAUUAAUGGAAAGGAAGAAUAUUCGUCAACAUUAUUCAUGAAGGCUCAGCUCAUGAUUGCUGUUUUAUCAUACAGCAUAGUUAUAAGUCAGUUCAUCAUUAACAACAGGUUUCCAAACUUUUGUCUCUGCAUUGCUUUUUAACUCUUCUGGAAUGAUGGUGCCCAGGGUUUCAAAAAGAGCUCAGUAAAGUCAUUGUGGAUUUUUGUUCUUUCUAAGUAGUGUAAACACAUAAGAACAUCAAAAAAAUUUUGGGCAAGUAUACUUCUGAAUGUGGUUUAUCACUAUGGCCCCUCCCCUUAUUUCUUAUAUUUAGAUAUGCCAGUUAUUAUUCUUUAUCAACUACUAAGCAACUGUCUUUUUGAUGAGCCUGUGCUAUUUUUGUUCAUAUAAGAAAAACUGUAACAUGAAUUUGCUUCUUCCUUAAACAAAAUUGACAAUAACAGUCAAAAGCCAAAUUAAUAAACAAAAUUACAGUAGAAAAUUGCAGUUGGAAACAUUUUCUCACUGCACUUGUAUAUCUUUGUUGUAAUGUAAUUUUAAAAUAGAUACUGUUCAAUUUAAAUCUGUUGCAAGAAAUUUCUUCCAUUGAUGAGUGUCAAAACACAAGUGAAGGUUGUUCUGUUAAUGAAUUUGAGUAAAUUAACUUAUUUGUAUAUCUACUCCAUGAGAAAGCCAUUUGAGUGCAGCAAUGUCUUUUAGUUAUUUUUAUGGUUAAGUACUCUCAUGAGUGGACAUAUUUUUUCUGCCAUACAAAUACAGGCUUUGUUUACAGAUUGUUUUUCAGACUUGCUCAACGGCAAUUAUGUUUUCUCUUCUCUGAGUGCAUUGUGAUACAGUGAAUACUGUUGGAAGUGUUCCCAGCCUGAUUUAAAAUGAAAGGUGCUGCUGAGAUAAGAAACAAUCCAUAAAGUUGAGCUUCCAGUUUGUGUUCAAGAAAUAUUUCUGUUGAUAUCUCCAGACAGGACUUGUAAUCCCAAGCCUGGACUUGCCAAAUAUAGGUAUAUUGACAUCUACAUGAAAGUGGUGUAACUUAUAUAAAUAAUGUACAAAGGUUUAAAAGCAUCAGAUGUAAUUUAAGCAAAGGUAUUGUUUCGUAACACUGAGAUUUUUUGUAACAAAUAAAAAAAUAUCU
Schistocerca gregaria is the source of this 8447-nucleotide messenger RNA. RefSeq names its product unconventional myosin-Ia (gene Myo95E). Lineage: Eukaryota; Metazoa; Arthropoda; Insecta; Orthoptera; Acrididae. Gene Ontology annotation, molecular function: microfilament motor activity; ATP binding; actin filament binding. The coding region runs from base 84 to 3392 and encodes 1102 amino acids. The transcript is spliced from 26 exons. Gene Ontology annotation, cellular component: myosin complex; vesicle; cytoplasm. Gene Ontology annotation, biological process: actin filament organization; vesicle transport along actin filament. The record is from RefSeq and is a predicted model, not a curated record.